AUGAAGGGCGCCGCUAAGUGUCGAGUGCGGGUUGUUGGCGGCGGCGUGAUCGGCCUCACCUCGGCCCUGGCGCUGCUGCAAAGCGGCUUCAAGCACGUGCAUGUGGUCGCCGACAGCUUCGAUGACACCACGUCGCACGUGGCUGGCGGACUGUGGAUGCCGUUCUCGCUGCCGGACGACGCUGACCCCACCAAGGCUCGAAAGUGGUGCGAGGUGAGCUACGAGUGGCUGGCCCACGUGAUGGAGAAAGACGGAGAGGAAGCGGGGAUUCAUGUAGUGGAUGGCGUGGAGGUGUCCAGUGAAGGACCCCCGUUGGUGGUGCACCCAUACUGGGCUCACUGUGUGAAGAACUUUCGACUGUUGAGUCGAGAGGAGGCGGAGCAAGUGUCACCGGAUGCGGUGCACGGAUUCGCGUUCGGAACGAUCAUCUACAACACAGGCGUGUUCAUGACGUGGCUCCAGAAGCAGGUUCGCCAGCUCGGAGGCACGUUCGAGCAACGCCGUGUGACUGACUUCGACGAGGAGAACUGUGACCUGCUGGUGAACUGCUCCGGGCUUGCGGCGAAAGAGCUAGCUAAAGAUGACACAGUUUACCCGAUUCGUGGCCAGGUCAUCAAGGUUCACAACCCCAAGCUGGACAAGUACGCAGCUGUCAUUCAUCGGGACGGACACCAUACGUACAUCAUCCCUCGACCGCGCGGUGACGUUGUCCUGGGUGGAACAGUGCAGCCUCACAACUGGAGCACAGAAAACGAUGACGUAGAUGUGGAGGGCGUGUGGGAACGCUGCUGCAAGCUGUGGCCAGAGGUGCGCAACAGCAACGUUAUCGGUCCCGUGGCCGGCUUGCGUCCUGGACGUACUGGUGGCGUGCGCCUGGAGGCGGAGGCCCGUCCAACGAGACGUGGAGCUCUCGUCAUUCACAACUACGCACACGGCGGGUCGGGCCACACGCUUCACUGGGGGUGCGCACAGGAUGUGGUUACCCUCGCCGCGCAGCAUUUUCCCAUCAAAAAUGUCAGUAAGCUGUAG
Phytophthora sojae is the source of this 1029-nucleotide messenger RNA. RefSeq lists its product as hypothetical. NCBI's taxonomy places the organism in Eukaryota, Oomycota, Peronosporomycetes, Peronosporales, Peronosporaceae. The record is from RefSeq and is a predicted model, not a curated record. The transcript is spliced from 6 exons. Bases 1 to 1029 code for a protein of 342 amino acids. Gene Ontology annotation, molecular function: D-amino-acid oxidase activity; FAD binding.